AUAUAAUUGGAGAAAAAUUAUCUGGCAGCAAUCAAUUGAGAAGAUUUGAUUACGCAACUUGGACAAGAUUGCAAUGAACAAUAAACCUUCAUGGCGUUCCUGAAAUUUGCAGCAUCAAUAGUUCUUGGUGUAGGUGUAGGAUAUGGUCUGCUUCAAAUUGUUUCACCCAAAGAAUCAGAAAUUGUGAAGUAUCUUCCACCACAUUCAUCGCAGAAACAAAAUCUUUUCAAAUUAUAUAAACAGCCAUCUGAAGAAUUUACAAGCCAAAAUAAAUUGAAUAUAAAUUCUAAAAAACUUCAAGAUAGCACAAAUAUUGAAAAAUAACAUUCAUAUGCUAAAAUGGAUUCUACGGAACUCAUAGAAGGGAGUUUGCCAGAUCGCAUUACGAAGAGAGACCGUGAAAGAAAAAAUAUUAUUGAAAGACGGAAAGAAGAACGGCAAUCGCUUAUCGUGGAAUCCGAGCAGAGCAAUUAUUUUAAAGAUACAUUUUAUUCCUCCUGCAAAAAGAUUAAAGAUAUGCUAAAUGAUGCGCCCAGUAUAUCAUCCUCGGCUUUGCCAGGAAUUUUCGAGAAAUCCAACAAAGAAAUUCAAUUACUUAAGAAUUACUUAUUGCAAUCUAAAAUAUUUUUGAAAGUUUAUGACAUAAGACGCGCACAAGAAAACUUGCAGAUGUUAGAGAAUGAAGCUUCCGAAUUAGAAAUGAAACUUUUGCCUAAGAAAAAGUUUGGAUUUAAAAAUCGUAGAAUUGUAAAGAAGCCUUCUGAUAAGGGACUCGACAUCACAGAUGGCUUAAAAGAUCUCCAGAUAUCUGAAAGCAUUGUAAAUGGUUCAUCAAAGCAAAACAAUAAAUUAUCAAGCAAAUAUGGAGAUAACGCUUGUAUGCUUCUAAGCAAGGUGAACGAGCAACUGGUAUUGGAUGCUGAGAAUGUAAAUAAAAAUGAUAUUCUACUUUCCGAUCUAAUUAAGUGUACUAUACGAAUAUAUGGUACACCCAGUACAUUGCAUAUGGUAAACCUAAAACAAUGCACUAUAUUAGUAGGACCAGUGACAUCUUCUGUGUUUGCGCACGACUGUAGUGAAUGCGUAUUCGCUUUUGCAUGUCAACAAUUGCGAUUACAUUCAUCGACAGAUUGUACCAUUUAUUUGCAUGUUACAAGUAGAGCAAUUAUAGAAGAUUGUACAAAGAUAUAUGUAGCACCUUACAAUUGGUCUUAUGAAGAUCAAACAAACCACUUUAACCUAGCUGGUCUUGAUCCAAAGAUUAACAAUUGGAACUGUAUAGAUGAUUUCAAUUGGCUGUCCAGUGAAAAACAUUCGCCAAAUUGGUCCAUUCUUGAACCAGAACAUCGAGUGAAGACGUGGGAUUAAAUAAACAUUUAUAAGAAAAAGAGAAACUUAUAACUUAUAAUUAUCACUUAUAAUUAUCUAUAAUUCAAACAUUUUUAAGGCACUGAAUUUUUUUCUAAACAUCCACGAACAUGAUUUAUCUA
This is a messenger RNA of Camponotus floridanus (Florida carpenter ant), 1490 nucleotides long. RefSeq names its product tubulin-specific chaperone C (gene TBCC). Gene Ontology annotation, cellular component: cytoplasm. NCBI's taxonomy places the organism in Eukaryota, Metazoa, Arthropoda, Insecta, Hymenoptera, Formicidae. Gene Ontology annotation, biological process: post-chaperonin tubulin folding pathway; tubulin complex assembly. The coding region runs from base 340 to 1368 and encodes 342 amino acids. The record is from RefSeq and is a predicted model, not a curated record. Gene Ontology annotation, molecular function: tubulin binding. The transcript is spliced from 2 exons.